UGUUACAUUCUCAAAGCAGUGGGUGGCGUUGUGCGCAUUUACCGUCGACUCGCUAAUAUACGCGAAGAAGAAGAAUUAGCAGCAGGAGAAAACGAAGAAGAAGAAGACAAGAGGCGCUAACAACUAGCUUGGCAGGGUACGUCGAGGAAAUUCUGAGAAUUGUCUUUCUUCACCACACGGCCUCCCCUUCGCCCCCUUGACGAGCGCUGCAGGAUUGUUGGGGUUUUAGCUCUCACCCUGACCUGCCAACAUGCCAGCCGCACUUACAGAUUCCAGUCAGAUAAUCUGUGAAGUCUGGGCGAGCAAUGUGGAGGAUGAAAUGAGGAAAAUCCGGCAGAUUAUUCAAAGCUAUAAUUACAUUGCUAUGGACACAGAAUUCCCUGGAGUCGUGGUCCGGCCAAUCGGUGAGUUUCGCAGCACAGUGGAUUAUCAGUACCAGCUGCUGAGGUGUAACGUAGACCUCCUGAAGAUCAUCCAGCUCGGCCUCACGUUCAUGAACGAGGAUGGAGACUAUCCUCCGGGCACGACGACGUGGCAGUUCAACUUCAAGUUUAACCUCACAGAAGACAUGUACUCACAGGACUCCAUAGACCUGCUACAGAACUCCGGCCUCCAGUUCAAAAAACACGAAGAAGAAGGAAUCGACACGCUCUACUUCGCUGAGCUCCUCAUGACAUCGGGCCUGGUGCUGUGUGAAAACGUCAAGUGGCUCUCCUUCCACAGCGGCUAUGACUUCGGCUAUCUGGUGAAGCUCCUGACAGACGCACGGCUCCCUGAGGAGGAACACGAUUUCUUCCAGAUCCUCAACCUGUUCUUCCCCGCCAUCUACGAUGUCAAGUACUUAAUGAAAAGCUGCAAGAACCUGAAGGGAGGGCUACAGGAAGUCGCAGACCAACUGGAGCUGAAGAGGAUCGGGCGGCAGCAUCAGGCUGGAUCAGACUCGCUGCUCACCGGCAUGGCUUUCUUCAGGAUGAAAGAGCUUUUCUUUGAAGACAACAUUGAUGACGCAAAGUAUUGUGGGAGAUUGUACGGCCUGGGCUCAGGCUCCACCCAACCCCAGAAUGGCAUUUCCAGCUCGGGCCAGGAGGAGACGAACAACAAGCACUGACUGAGCGCUCAGAUCUUCAAGUGGAAUACGCACUUGUUUUAAAACCCAACCAGCAGAUUCCCUCUGAUCUCCCUCAACGAGACAAAACGACAACCUUUCUUUCCAUUUUCCUCCUGAGUGACUGUAAAUGGACUCACAGCGGAUCCUUCACUGGCUCACUCGUUUCUUUUUAGUCACUUUUACUGAGUACAUGGCCAUAUAUUCAGAACGCUCUUUUAAUCUGUCGGAUUUUUUUGCUCCAGCAUUAUAGUGACACCCUUCUUUAAAAGCAUGGGACCAGCUCCUGUAUCAUACUGUGAUUUCUGACCAAACCUUGACAAAAAAAAAAACAAAACAGUCCGAUACUUCAGUUCAGGCUUUCUUUCAUCAGCGGGACAUGUCUCUUGUUGCAGGGAUUUCAUUUUUUAAGUUAAUGUUGGAAGGGCCUGUAAAUUAAAAUGUAUAAUUUUGAUGAAAAUAAAAAUGUUUUAGCUCUUUUCCACUUUCAGAAACUUUUAACAGUGUAUAACUGUGCUUGGUUAUGCAUGUUUCAAUGGGCAAACUACUGUCAUUCUGUACAUUCACCCACCAAACCAAACUGUCCACCGUCAGGUUUACAGAUGUUGUGGUUACUCUUGUUUUUACAUUUGACAUUGUUUUAACAGUUGUAUAUUAAAUUGUUUUGUAUUUUCAAUGUAAACGUUAA
Molecule: messenger RNA, 1793 nt
Organism: Acanthopagrus latus (yellowfin seabream)
Lineage: Eukaryota; Metazoa; Chordata; Actinopteri; Spariformes; Sparidae
Gene: cnot8
Product: CCR4-NOT transcription complex, subunit 8
Exons: 7
Coding region: 251-1108 (285 amino acids)
Cellular component (GO): CCR4-NOT complex; CCR4-NOT core complex; P-body
Molecular function (GO): poly(A)-specific ribonuclease activity; nucleic acid binding
Source: RefSeq, a predicted model, not a curated record